Messenger RNA from Drosophila simulans, 3361 nucleotides. RefSeq names its product putative lipoyltransferase 2, mitochondrial (gene Lipt2). The coding region runs from base 78 to 782 and encodes 234 amino acids. The record is from RefSeq and is a predicted model, not a curated record. Gene Ontology annotation, biological process: protein lipoylation. Gene Ontology annotation, cellular component: mitochondrion. The transcript has a single exon. NCBI's taxonomy places the organism in Eukaryota, Metazoa, Arthropoda, Insecta, Diptera, Drosophilidae. Gene Ontology annotation, molecular function: lipoyl(octanoyl) transferase activity.
AUCCGCUGAUCAUGCAACCCUGGUUUAUAUUUGUUGUUUUAAACAUUGCAGUCAAAUGAUUUUUAAACAAUCAAAAAAUGCCUUCUGUCCGACCGCUGGUGACUGUGGUGCGGGCCGGGCGGCAUAGCUAUUCAGCAGGACUACAGCUACAGCAACGUCUGGCUAGGUCCAACCAGAUCCUGCAUCCGCCAGCGGAGUUCCGAAACUACCUGGUGCUUCAGGAGCACGACCCGGUCUACACAGUCGGACUGAGGACAAAGGACUAUACGGCGCAGGAUGAAGACCGACUUCGCCGGCUAGGAGCAGACUUCCAUCGCACAGAUCGCGGUGGCUUAAUCACAUUUCACGGCCCCGGCCAGUUGGUGGCUUAUCCCAUUCUGCACCUGGGCCAGUUCAUGCCGAGCAUCCGCUGGUACGUGGCGACGUUGGAGCGGAUGGUUGUCGAGGCCUGCCACCAGAUGGGCAUUCCCAGUGCCAAGGCGACCAAGGACACCGGUAUCUGGGUGGGUGACAACAAGAUCUGUGCCAUCGGUAUCCACGGCUCGCGUUACGUCACCACGCAUGGAAUCGGCCUCAAUUGCUGCACGGAUCUGCAGUGGUUCGAGCACAUUGUGCCCUGCGGAAUCGAAGGCAAGGGGGUCACCUCGCUCAGCAAAGAGCUGGGCAGACAUUUCCCUGUCGAGGAGGCCAGUGGCGCACUCCUCAAUAGUUUCGCUAAAGUUUUCGAAUGCCGACUUCAGGAACAGGCCACAAUUCCAGCAAGUGCUGCUGAAAUCGGUUAAUAUGGUUAUUUUGAUACAUAUUAUGUAUAAAGCACCGCCAAGGUAAUUUCAACAUUUAUAAAUUAAGAACGCAUAAAUACAUAUUUCCUGGCCUUGUGUUACCUCAACCUUAACGAAAUGGAAAUGUGUAAACUAGAUUCAAUUAUUGCAUAAAAUAUUAAAAUAAUAAUAUUACUAUAUACAUAUAAGGUCCCAUUGUCAAUCGUAUUUAUCUAUUUUCUUUUUUUCCAAAUCGGAAUCAAAGAUAAGACUAUAAAUUACACUUCAACGGAGAUCACACAAAUCGAGCCUUAUUCAGGUCACACUUUUUGGAGCGCCCAUCCGUGGGAAUCUUUCCCCGUGCAUUCAUCUCCACACGAGCCUGUUCCCGCAACUCUGCCUUCCGCAUUCGACGCUCUUUGCGUGACUCCAGAGCAUUGUUAAAGUACCGAUCCCUGAAGUCCUGCGAGGGCGUUGGCACCUGUGUUAUGCCGCCCAAUAAGGGUUCUGUUGGACUAUACUCGAAGCACUUUUCAUAUGUGAGUAGCCGCCUAGCAGUAUUUCCAGUCAAUUGCUGCUCAGAGUUAGCUACCAGGUUCAGAUGCUUAUGCUGUGGCAGCAUCUUGGGGUCGUAGUCCUCGCUGUGAAAGGGUAUCCAGCAGACAAGACGUCCUCCCAGUCUUAGGUGCUUCGCAGAGAACUCGAGAAGGUCCCCAUAGAGACUCUGCAAGGAAUAGUGCGACGUUGAUGGGUAAUGCACCAUGCUCUCACUUCUAGUGUUAGCCUUUACGCUAGCCUUUUUCUCCACUUUUUCCGUAGCCUCUCUUAUUCCAUACGGAGCUUAAAUAACCAAAGAAACCGGCCAGAUGAACAAUUUAAGUCGGGUAUAAAAAUGAAUACACUUACGAUCUGUAAUUAUGCAGUCGAACGAGAUGCGAGGGUGCCACACCGGGUUUGAGAAGUCGGCCACCACCACAUCCAUGUAGCGAUCAGCGCAGCCGUACUGCUUCAAAUUGGCCCGGAUGCUCUCGUCCUUCUCACGCACUUUUUGGGUUAUCCGGCUCGGCCGGCAGCGGGCAUGCACCAUCAUGUAGUCUAUGUCCGCUCCCAGGACAUACCCGCCCCACUUGGCGGCGCUUACCAGAAGCGAGCCCGUCCCCACAAACGGAUCGAAGACCAGAUCCCCUUCGCGUACCAUCGCCUGGUUGGCCAUUAGCAGGCUAAGCUGGGCGUCCAUGCUGGUGUUGCCGAUGAACUUUCGAUGCUUCAGCGAAAGCUCCUUGAUCAAAUGCCGCUGACCAUGGGCCACCAGCCGACCAAACAGAAUGUCCUCCGGCUCAGGAGGCACGGCCGUUGGAUCCAAGCCCCAAAACUCGAUGUACCACCACUCCACCUCGGGUUUCUUCAGGUUGACCGCUCCCUCUAUUGGCAGGUAAUCCAUGGACUCGAUUUUCUCGACCUUUUCCCUUUGGCUGAAGUGCUUGUUGUAGGUCUCCACAACGAUUUUAAAACUGGCCUCCACCCGAAAGUAUUCCGCAAGCGAGUUCCAGUUCGUGGUAACAUGAUUCCGUAGCCUCUGGUGAAACUCGGGUAAUUUGUGGGAGUGGGCGUAGAGCUCGAUCAUGGCACGCAAAGAAAUGGACCUGGAUGCGUAUAGCAACGCAGAAUCCGUGUCCCGAAAUUCGACCACCCAAAAUGGUUUCUGUAAUAACGAAAUUAGAUAUAAAUAUAACUAUUUAUGCUGGUGCUUUUAUACAAAAGAAUUUAUAUAGAAUUUAUAUAUAUCCUAUAUAUAUAUAUACAUAUGCCAGGUAUCAGGUAUCCUAUCGAAACCUUUUAGGUUUUGUAGUUCCUGAGAUCUCGACGAUCGUAUAGGCUUUAUAAUCGUAUAUAAUUUAUAGCCAGUAACGCACAUUUUUUACCUGUUGAAUACAUUUUUGAAAAUCUAGUUUACCCUUUUUCUUCCUCUUACAAGUACAUAUACAAUUUUAUUUACGUUCAAAAUAUUAAACAUUGUUAAUAAAACGCCAAGUUUAGAAAGACUUAUAAGACACAGGCUUAUGAUUUUAAAGGGACGGUGGAAUUUGUUAAUCUUGUGUUUUUGUGUUUUUUUUUUAAUAUUAAUAUUAUAAGUAUAUAUGAAAAUGUACUUUCAAAAUUCUGGUACUUAAUCACUUUACCCUGGUCUGUUCUGUAAGCCGGCGGGCCUGAAGUCCAAACAUUUUGAUCAGAGACUCAAACUCUUGAACUCGAAAAUCGACAUGCUCCUGGGCGAACCACAAGAUAAACUUUCUCCAGUUGCCCAUGUCGCAAUUUUAAUUAAAGAAUUGUUUAUUUAUAUUUUAGGGCGACUUCAUUACUCCUCGUGUUAUUGCUGUGAGCUAGCGGAGUUGCACUGCGAUUAGCUGACCAUCGGCAACUAUCGGCCUGAACUAUCGAUAACACAGCCUGGUGCAGCCCUGAGUGCCGUCGACUCGGCCAUUUUGCAUAAAUCUUGCAGCCACACGUAGGCGAGCCGAAGAUUUUUACAAUUUUCAGCAGCCCCAGGUCUCAGAACGCUCCAGACCUGCUAUCAAAAUCAACUUAAAGUGCUGCCGCAA